Molecule: messenger RNA, 6435 nt
Organism: Tetrahymena thermophila SB210
Lineage: Eukaryota; Ciliophora; Oligohymenophorea; Hymenostomatida; Tetrahymenidae
Product: Serine/Threonine kinase domain protein
Exons: 11
Biological process (GO): protein phosphorylation
Molecular function (GO): protein kinase activity; ATP binding
Source: RefSeq, a predicted model, not a curated record
AUGGGAUGUGGAAGUACAAGAUUUUAAGUUUAAGGAAAUUAACCUCUUUCAUAAAAAAACAAAAAGCUCAAUAAAUUUUAUGAAACCAAAGAAAUCGGAAUAUAGACUUCCUACAAUAAUUUGUAUGAUAAAUUAGAAAGCGAAAAACCUCCAACUCCUAAAUAAGUUAGGACAGAGGGAGUCAAUAUCCAUGUAAAACCAAUUAAUAACCCUGUUAUAAGGAGAAAUACUAUGAGGCAUGAAUCUACUAGGGUUUUGAAGAAAAAGAGUAGCUUUUUCCAUUAAAAAGAUAAUGAAUAGAACAAAUCGAAAGACUCAGAUAUAUUUAGCUUCGAUAACAAUAAUGGAGGGAAAACAGGAUAGCUUGAAAAAUCAGAGUAGCUACAGGGUAAUAAAUAGAAUAGUAAUAAUUCAUAGGAAUUUGACUCUCCGUUCGGAUAGCAAAGGAAUAACGACAGUGAAAAUAAAAUUGAUAUUUAGAAUUUAAAUAGUAAUAACAAUAGCAUUUAAAAUAGUGUAGGAAGGGAUCAUUUAAACUCACCAUCCUUAGCUAAUUAGACAGCUAAUUUUUUUAAAAAUGGAGAAAAUGAUAAUUUCAGUAGUAGGGAGUAUAAUAAUUCAUCACCUUAAAUAUUUUCAAAUAAUAUAAUACCUGAAACAGCAAAUAAAAAUAUAAUUGAGCGUCAAAAUAAUCGUACGCCUACCUUGAGUAAGCCAAGCUCGUUGAUAAACCCUACAUUUAGUAAUGACUACAUUUUGGUAGGAGGAAUAGCAACUGAGUAGAAUAUUAGUGGCUUAGGUAAUGGUAUAAUAGUGAAUCAUAGCAAUUAAUAUGGUAAGUAAUUAAGCUAAAUCAGUGAAGAAAAAGAAAUGAGUUUACUUACUAACCAUAUAAGAAGGACUAAUUAAAAAAAAAGUUCGAUAAAAGUAGAUAAUGAUUCAAACAAUAGCUAAUCUGAUAAUAAUUUAGUAUAAGGCAAUGCCACGAGUAGAGGCUCUGCAAAUAUUACUACGGCAGAUUAGACUAGCCCUUAGAAUUGUUAAGGUUUGAAUGGGACAAUCAUUAAUGCUAUUGGAAAUUACAACAACAAUGCUUUUAAUAAUUAAAAUAAUAUCUUGCAAAAAGAAAUUACUUGUAAUCAAAAUAAUUAAAUCAAUGCUAAUACUAAUAAAGCUGCUUGUGCUAAGGAGUAAUAAAAUGAUGUAGUUUUUAAUGAAAAUAAUACAAUUUAAAUCUCGACUUAAAUAAAUAAUAAAUCAAAUAAUUUGAAUAAAGAAGAAAAUGAUUAAAAUGAAGAAAAAAUAAAUAAAACAUAAUCUCAAGAUCCUUCUAUGCCUUUAUAAUAAUAGAAAUCUAAUGGAUCUUUUAGGAUAAAAAAAAAUAUGAAUACAAAAAGUGUUUCUGUGCAUACAAGUCCAAAUGAAAUAAUUGAAAAAAGCUACUAAAAAUAAAAUAGCUUACAUAAAAAUGAAAUACUCAACUAAAAUACCAUAAGAUAAAACAAUUUCUAUAACAAUUAACAUGUAUCAAGCCACGAUUUUGUCCCGAUCGAAUAGCAGAAUAAUCCUGUGAUGCAAUCUAGAGAUGAGCAACAUUCAAAUAUAUUCUUUAAUAAUACAACUUCUCCAAAAAAAUAAAAUACUAUAAAUAAUACACCAUAAAGUAAUCAAAAGAGUAGUAUUAAUUUAAUAGAUUAUGUAAAGAAUCAAUAGUUAGCUUAGAGAGAAACAUUCAGAAAUAAUUAGUAAAGUAUAUAUAAUCAUUUCAGACAGUUCAAGCAACCGUUAAAGUAAGACUCAGAUAAACUUAAUAAUAUUAAUCUUUAAGACGAUUACUAAAAUCUAUAGUCAGCAGGCUUAAAAUAAACAAGAAAGUUGUCAAGAUUAAAUCCCAGAAUGAGCUAAAAUAUAACAAAGUUUGUAUCACCUAAAACAAAUCUUAUCGAAUUUGUUUAAUAGAUGCAAUACAAAAGCUAGAGAAACAGCUCUGUUUCAUUGCAGAGUCCUUUUUUAUUUCAAAGUUAAUUUUAACCCUAAAACUAUUAUGACCAAAACAUGGAAAUAGAUGGACUUUCUCCUAUUAGUUCAAACGUAAAUCCUAAUUUUAGAGGUGGAUACGAUUACGAUGUAGAAGAUGAAGAAGUAGCAAGACAAAUGGAAAAUGAUAAGUCUAAUAUGAAUAUUGCUAGCAUGACAAACUUUUAAAACUCCAAUAAUUCUAGCAGUUAUGAGGAACAAAGAGGUGCUUACUCUCCUUACUCUAAAGAAUAAUCUUAAACAAUAUCUGUUUUACCUUCUAUAAUUAAUGGGUCAGAAUUUUGCGAUAACUCUAAAAUAGAUUUUGAUAAAUAUGAUAUAGAAUACAUAGAUGGAUAUGAUGGUGUGUACAAAGGCUAAAAUAAUUUGCUAUCUUCUAAAUUACAGCAUUCAUAAAUUUUAAAUAGUUAGCUAUUCUCAUAAUAGAAUGUAGUAUUGCCAAGCAGUAUUGCAAAUAGCUAAUCAGUUUAUUAAAAUUCUAAAACUCAACCAAGCAAUAAAUAAUUACCUUCUUAAUCCGGGAUCCAUAGUUAAGUUAUAGGUUCUAUGAAUUCUCUAAAAGUAAACUCUCCUCAACUAACAGGUCUCAUUUAUUAAAAUAUUCCAAAUUUACAAAAAAGAUCAGUAAGUGCAGCUCCAAAUUAAUCUUAAAUGUUAAUUUCAAAUCAACAAUAAAAUGGAAACGCAAAUCCUCAAUUUAAAAAAGUUUUUAGUGAAUUUGACUCUUCUCCCAUAUCUUAAAAUUAGUUUAGCCAUAAAUAUUCAUCAAAAAAAGUAUCAAAAAAAGAAUCUAUUAGCCCAAAAACAGAUGGAAAGUAAAUACUAAAUUUUACUUAAUCUUCAUCUACUCACAACCAAGCUUAAACUUCUUUAAAAGAUUUAUAGUAAGGAAAAUAACAAAUUUAAAAUUAGAACUAAGAAGAUUAAUAAAAUCUAAAUAAGAACUAAAAUUCUAAAUAGAUCAAUUCAAAUUAUAACUUUGGUCAAAUCUCUUCUUCUUAAAAUAUUGCAUAAUAGGGUCAGAUAUAACAAUAACUAUCAUUAUAAUAACAAUAAUUAUAAUUGUAAAAACAAUAACAAUAGUAAUAGCAAUAAUUUUAAUAAUAAUUAUAAUAGUAGUUUACUUAUGAAACUAAUUAAAAAUUGUAUAGUUAAAAUUCUAAUUUAUUGAAUCAAAUGAUAUAACAGUCUUAAUUGAAUAACUAAAAUCCCAUUUAGCUAAGAAAGCAGAGCUCUUCAUCUCGACGCUCUAACCAAAGUAUACACUAACCUAAUAGAGGUAUAGAAAAUAAAAAUAACUAGACAAGUAAUACAAAUGAAAGCAAAUCGAGUGUAAAUCAAAGUAGUGGCAAUGGCUUUUAUAACUCCUCUGAUAAAAAAGGAGUACCUUUAAUUAAAUCAUUAGAAAAUAAGAUAAGAAAUAGCAUAAAUAGCAGUCCUAGUAAAAAUUCAUCCAAUCACCUUUCACCAACCUAUGCUACUGAUAAAAAAUUUGUCAGAAGUAGUAAUAGAAAAACAACCAUGGAGGUCAAAGAUAUUAUUCGAAAGCGCUCUGAUUCCAGUUUAAGUCAGAAUUCAAAUGAUUCUCUUUUAACAAAUUAAGAAAAUAUGCUAUAAAAAGAAAAGCCCUAAGCUACUGCAUCAUAAUUUUAAAAACUGUACAAAGGCAAUACAAAAGAAAAUGCAGAAAUUCAACUAAAUUCAAAUUAAGAAUUGCUAACAAAUGAUCAAGUGGAAUUUAAUAACUAGGGAUAAGCUCAGAAUAAUAAGAAAUAAGAUUAAGUAAAUCCUGCUUAAAUCGCAAAUAAACAAAGUAAUAAUACUUCAGUAAGCAGCAAUCAACAAAACUUAAAUAAAUUAAAUAGUAAUGAAGUUACUAAUAAAAAUAGCUCUAAAAAUACUACUAACUAAACUCCAAAAGAAUUCACAACCUCUAACAGUAAUAGCUCUUCUGCUUAACAGACACCCUAAAAUAAACCAAUUAAUCUCAUUUAACUUGCUAAAUAAAAUGUCUAAAUAAGCUAGUAAGGUGAUUAAAUCAAGCAACAGUAGCUAUAUUUGUAGCAAUACCAAUAAUAGCUAUAAUAAAAAAUAAUAAAUAACAAAAAAACAAACUUAAUUGUUUUAUAAAAUCCAACUUUACUAAAUUCUCUGUAUAAUAUAUCUGAAGAACCUAAUGAACAGUAUACUGAUAUGCAAAGUAAAUCAAAUUUCGAUUUUGCAUCUUCUAUAAAUGGUCGCUCUCAAUUGCUUGAUUAAACAUAAAAUAAUAAUUCUAAUUAUAAACCAACUUAAAAUUUACUUUUAAGCAAUUUCUCACUUUAGACCUAAAAAGAUUUAAAUAAGAAAGCUAGUAUAGAAUAAUUUCCACAUAAUUUAAAGAAUUAGUAAAACACAAUUACUUAGCCUUCAGUUAGUAUUUUACUAGAAAAUAACUCAACUAAUAAUGCAAUUUAAAGCUAAAGUAUUGUUAACCAAAACCAGACAGUGAAAAAUAUAUCAAGUUAUGGAAAGGAGAUUUUUUCUGAUAAAUAGAAAGUAACUUAGAGUACUCAACAAAUUACAAAUCAUAAUGGAUAACAAAAAGACUAAAAGAAUUAAAAUUUAUUAGAUCUCUUAACAAAUAACAUAAGUGAGUAAAAAGAGUAGAGUUAAACAACAAAAGAUUUAUAAAAAACAAACUAACUAACUUAACAAAAAGCUUAAAUAAAUUAGCAUUAAACAACUAAUCAUUAAACACAAUAAAAAUCUACAGUCACAGACAAAAUUUAAAUUAUAUCAGAACCAAUAUAGACAAAAAAUGAUAUAAAAACUUAACCACAAAUAGCUUCAAAAGAAAAAGUUGAGAGCUAGUCAAUUCUUAUUUCAAAUAUUCUAAAAAGUUAGGAGGAAAUAAAAAAAGAAACUGAAUCAGCCAGUACAGAUAUGACAACUAAAAAGUAAGAAGAGUAGGCUUCUAAAACUAGAAUUUAAGAAAUUAUCUAAAGAGAGAAAAAGAGAGAGAAUUCACAGAAGAAAAUUUAAUAAAUCACACAACCAACUUAGUCAAAAUCAAAAAUGAAUUUCUCUUAAACUCCUUCAAUGCUUCCCUAAAUGUCAACUAAAUUGAGUAAUAAUAAUUUAUCUGUAAACUCAACAGUUCUUAACAGUUCAAAUGUUUUGCCAAGUCAAACAUCGUAAUCAAAUAAAAAAGAUAAGUAUCAAAAACUUUCGAAAGCAAAUACAGCAAACAUUUCUAAAAAUUUAAGUUAUAGCAUGCUGUAAGAGUAGCAUAGUGUAUUGGAGACAAGCAAAUUAGAUAAAUCGGUAAAUGCUGAUGGAUAAAAAUAAAUAAAUAACUACAUUAUUCUCAAAAAUAUUGGACACGGAGCAUUUGGAAAAGUCAAAUAAGUAUUUGACACUAAUACUAAAAAACACUUCGCAGUCAAAAUCAUCAAUAGAGACAAGCUAAUGAAGAAAAAGUUAGAUAGAAACAAGAGUGCAUUUAGCUUGAUUGAAAAAGAAAUAGCUAUCUGUAAAAAAAUGGCACAUCCUAAUAUAGUUAAGUUGUAUGAAUAUAUUGAUGAUCAAGAUGAAGCCAAGAUAUAUAUGAUUAUGGACUUAUUGAAAAAAGGUAGUAUAAAUUCUAAAUCUUAUUGGAAAACAGAAAAAGGAAAAGAAUAUAAAGAAACGGAAAAAUAUAAUAUGUCAGAGUAAAAGCUUAAAAAAUACUUUAGAGAUUUUUUACUUGGACUUGAUUAUUUGCAUAACUUUGUGAAUGUUGUUCAUAGAGAUAUCAAGCCAGAUAAUUUAUUGAUUGGAGACGAGGAUUAGCUAAAAAUUGCUGAUUUUGGAGUAUCCUAAAUGUUUGAAGGAGAGAAAGACGAAUUAAACAAUGAUAAUGGAACAAAGUGCUAUUUAGCUCCAGAGGCAUUUACCUCUAACGGAUUUAAUGGAAGACCUUUAGAUAUUUGGGCUGCUGGAGUAUCAUUAUAUGAAAUUUUUACAGGAAGCAGACCAUUUAAUGGAAGGACGUUGGAAGUUCUUAAAAAAAGUAUUUUAGAAACUGAACCUAACUAUCCAAGUAACAUGUCACCUGAGUUUGUAAGUAUGCUUUAAAAAUGUCUAAACAAAGAUCCAAAGAAGAGAGCUGAUGUUUAAGCCCUAAUAGUAGAUGAUUGGGUUACUGAUAAGGGAUAGAAUCCAUUAGAAUUUCCUAUUUACGAAGGAGAUUUCCAUGAUAUUAAAGACGACGAAUUAAAGAAUGCCAUUACCAAAUCUUUCUUAAACAAAAGGGUAAACAUUCAAGCCAAGUUAAAAGAGAAAAUUGUAAAAACUAGAAUAAAUAUAGAAAAGAAGAAAAGCUUUUAAAUAGAAGAAGAUGUUAAUAAUAAUACUCUUAAUGUAAAUAAGCUAUGA